Molecule: messenger RNA, 628 nt
Organism: Oryctolagus cuniculus (rabbit)
Lineage: Eukaryota; Metazoa; Chordata; Mammalia; Lagomorpha; Leporidae
Source: RefSeq, a predicted model, not a curated record
GCUCUGUACGGGGUCCUGUUUGAGAAGCACAAGGAGGCGGCCUUUGCCGGCUACCGCCUCUGGGAGGCCCUGGGCUUCGUCACCGCCUUCGGGUACAGCGCCUUCCUCUGUGUCAGCGUCAAGCUCUACAUCCUGCUGGCCGUGCUGACCGUGACCAUGGCGGCCUACGGAACCGUGGAGCGCAUGGAGGCCAGGAAGACGCACACGCCGCCGGCUGCAGGGCUGGCAGCCCACGCGGAGGGGAACACGCAGACGGCCCUGUGAGGCCCGUGUGCGGCCGCAACGGGGAGUGGGCUGAAGACACACCGGGGGCGUCCGGCUGCCCGCUCUCAACCAGGCCUGCCCCAUGUGGCCACAGCCACGUGUGACUGCGCUUCUCUGGAGCGUUUCUCUGUUCUAAUGAUUCUCCGCCCACAUCUCACCACAAGCCACGCAGAGUGGAGGGGAAGGCAGCCGGCCACUGGGACCCGGCCUGGGGCACGGCCGACCCUUGCGUGGGUUCUCCUGAAGACGCCCCGCAGAGCUCACACAGCGCCAGAUGAGCAGCGAGCGGCAGAGCCACACGGAGCUGCGGCUGCUGGAAGCUCGCAGAGUCUGUGUUUCUGAAUAAAUGCGAUUAUUUUACGGA